Plasmodium cynomolgi strain B is the source of this 879-nucleotide messenger RNA. Its product is annotated as clustered-asparagine-rich protein. The record is from RefSeq and is a predicted model, not a curated record. Gene Ontology annotation, molecular function: RNA binding; protein binding. Bases 1 to 879 code for a protein of 292 amino acids. NCBI's taxonomy places the organism in Eukaryota, Apicomplexa, Aconoidasida, Haemosporida, Plasmodiidae. The transcript has 3 exons.
AUGUCAGCUGCGAAUUCAACAAAAAUUUUUAUUGGCAGUAUCCCCAAGGAUGUUACAGAGGAGGAGUUAAAAGCGGAGGCCUCCAAAUAUGGUACGAUCACCCAAGUGUACUACGUGCCCGCUACGGGACAAAGCCCCAGGGGAUGGGCAUUCAUUACGUAUAAGCAAAGAUCGGAAGCAUACAAAGCCAUCGAGGCUUUGGAUUAUAAAUGCAUAUUUCCAAACAGCCAGCGACCACUAGAUGUCAGAUUCGCUAGCUACAAAUAUAACGCUACCACCGAAACACAACCAGCUCCAAAUAAAAACGUUUGGCAGAAACACGUAACGUCUGAUGGGCAUCCUUAUUACUAUAAUUCUGUAACGGGGCAUUCCCAGUGGGAGAAACCCAAGGAGGCAGUUACUACUCCUGCCCCAGUCACUCAAGGGAAGACUAACACCGUCGCGUCUUUUGGUCCUCCGGGCGCUAAUGUGUUCGUUUUUCACUUGCCAUCGCAUUGGACUGAUAUGGAGUUGUACCAGCACUUCCAACACUUCGGAUACGUAGUGAGCGCGCGAAUUCAAAGAGACUCCAGUGGAAGAAACAAGGGCUACGGGUUCGUCAGUUUCAACAACCCGGAGUCAGCUUUGAAUGCAAUAAAAGGAAUGCAUGGGUUCUACGUCUCGGGGAAGCACCUGAAAGUGCAAUUAAAAAAGGGAGAGGAACACUAUGUGCAGUUAAAUGCCCUUGCGCAGCCGCAACUAGCUCCCACACAACCCUACACAGUGCAACAGCCCAUCAUGGGGACCCCUCAACAGCCUUACAUGACCCAUGUGAUGUACGGUAGUAUGGAUUCGACCAACCAGAUGCGCUACAACAACACGUAUUCGUUGAGUAGGUAA